Strigops habroptila (Kakapo) is the source of this 10797-nucleotide messenger RNA. RefSeq names its product G protein-coupled receptor 21 (gene GPR21). The transcript has 2 exons. The coding region runs from base 464 to 1510 and encodes 348 amino acids. Gene Ontology annotation, biological process: G protein-coupled receptor signaling pathway. NCBI's taxonomy places the organism in Eukaryota, Metazoa, Chordata, Aves, Psittaciformes, Psittacidae. Gene Ontology annotation, molecular function: G protein-coupled receptor activity. Gene Ontology annotation, cellular component: membrane. The record is from RefSeq and is a predicted model, not a curated record.
CCGGCUCCGCAUCGCCGCGGCCGGAGCCCACGCCGCCCGUGCCGGCGCUCGGCCGAGGAUGCUCCCGGGCUUUUGUCCCCCCGCGGCAGCCUUCGGGAGCACUCUCGUCCUGGGUCGGUGAAGGUUCUUUCUCCCUCUUCCCCCCCAACCCGUCAUCCCUCCCCUGCGAGGCAGCCCGCCCAGGAGGGCUUUAACAUCAGUCCUCUCCCGUGCGCUGGGUGAAGUUGCUGCCAUGCCUGCUGCUGGGUCCCGGCGCACCGGGAGCGGCGGGGAGCUGGAUUUACCGGGGAGUUGUGCUGCAGACAAUGCACAGCAGCAGCAUCUGGAGCAGCCCUGGGGACUGGAGCUCCGGUUUUGACAUUGCUACACACACACAGCACCAGCCGCAAUGACAGCAGCUGCCUGGAGUGGCUGCGGGCAGCAGGCAGGAGCAUGAAGUGAAGAGAUCACUGCAGUGCUCAAGAUGAACUCCUCUUUGGUUGGCAACCAGAGUGGCCGGCCGUUCUGUCUCCUGGCCAUUAGCUAUUUGGAGACCAUCAAUUUUUGCCUCCUGGAAGUGGUUAUUAUUGUGUUCCUUAUGGUGCUGAUUAUUUCGGGCAACAUCAUUGUGAUAUUUGUCUUUCACUGUGCACCUCUGCUGAACCACCACACCACCAGCUACUUCAUCCAGACUAUGGCGUAUGCUGACCUCCUGGUGGGCGUGAGCUGUCUGGUGCCUUCUUUGUCUCUGCUGCACUAUCCUAUUGUUUUAAGUGAGUCCUUGGUUUGCCAAAUCUUUGGUUAUGUGGUAUCAGUGCUGAAGAGUGUCUCCAUGGCCUCUUUGGCGUGCAUUAGUAUUGACAGAUACAUCGCCAUCACGAAGCCGCUGACCUACAACACGCUGGUGACCCCAUGGAGACUUCGAAUCUGCAUACUGAUCAUUUGGCUCUACUCCUGCCUGGUCUUCUUACCCUCCUUUCACUGGGGAAAGCCUGGAUAUCACGGGGAUGUGUUUCAGUGGUGUGCCAAUUCCUGGAACACCGAUCCCUAUUUUACCCUCUUCAUUGUGGUGAUGCUCUACGCCCCGGCUGCUUUCAUCGUCUGCUUCACUUACUUCAACAUCUUCCGCAUCUGCCAGCAGCACACCAAGGAGAUCAACGAGAGGCGAGUGCGCUUCAGCUCUCAGGAUGGGGAGGCUGGGGAGGCGCAGCCCUGCCCGGACAAGCGCUAUGCCAUGGUUCUUUUCCGCAUCACCAGUGUCUUCUACAUCCUCUGGUUGCCCUACAUCAUCUAUUUUCUGCUGGAGAGCUCCAAUGUCUAUAGUAACCGCGUUGCGUCCUUCUUGACCACUUGGCUUGCCAUUAGCAACAGCUUCUGCAACUGUGUCAUUUACAGUCUCUCCAACAGUGUCUUUCAGAAGGGGCUUAAGCGGCUCUCGGGGGCUAUUUGUGCCUCUUGCGCUAGACAGAGGGUAGCUAAGGACUCCUCUACCUCUAGGAGCAAAAGAUCUUCCAAUGGAUGUCAUGUUUAAGACUCCUAUCAGCUGGACUGGGAAGUGCAGGGACAAUUCCAUGAAUAGCAAAAAUAAGUUAAAUAUGAUUUUAAGAUGUCCAGAUUUGCAAAAAGGUCUCUGAGAAAUGCUGCUGACAUAGAAGAAUCAGGAGCACUUAUCAGUGUGGUUAAAAAAUAUUGCUGUGGAGGAGGCUGUGGAGUUUCACCUCCAUAUUCAUUUUUAAGAAUAAAGCUGUAUCUUGACACUUACCUCUCCAGCUGGUGUGACUGAAUGGAGUGGGUGUCUGAGAGCUUCAGCAAAAUGUAGUCUUUCUUACAGCUUUACUAGGUUCUUUUCAAGAUUCGUGCUUCACAUGUAAAUGAUAGAUCUGAAGUGGAAAUGUCACAGUAUAUGGUAUAUUACAGGGAUUUUUUAAUAUAUGCCAAAGUAUAUUGACACAGUGUUCCAGCAUCGUAACAGAAGGGGCCAAACAAUGUUGUUUUUUCAGUGCUACCUAGACAGGACUUCUAGAACAGCAGUGACCAGUGUGAACAUUUGAGUGUGACCUUAAGGUCUUACUGAGCCGUGAGGGCAGCGAUGGGAUCUGAAGUCCUACGCUUAGGAGGACUGCCCUGGCUUCCCUGCCUCGUUUCUCUGGUAGGAGGCAUGUGUGCCAUCAGAGUACAGCAUCUGCAUUUGCCUGUUUGCUGGGAAGGAAGAAGAAAAACUUGGAUCAGACCAAAUUUAGCAGUUAAAUAAAAUGUGUUUUGAUAAGCUAAGAGAAAAUACGUGUUGCUUUAUGAUACCAGAGUUGUGGCAGCCACUUGAGGAUGAUGCCAACAUGUGAAAUUAUGCUCAAACCAGUGGAGAAAUGCCACAGUUUUGUAUGUGGAAAUUUUCUCAAGAACAACUUUAAAAAUAACAUGUCCCUUUUUUUUUUUUUUUAAUCUAAAUUCUUCUGAUAUUUUACAUACUAGAACUUAAGGGGAAAGGAAAGAAAACGAUGGUCUUCUAAACAGCUAAGGGAACUAUGUUGUAAAUUUAACUGUAGUAUUUGAGUUAUUCAUAAGUGCACAGAGCUAAAUCAGAGACAUUUUUCUUUAGCCUUCAUGGGAUUAAAGACAGUUCGAAUAUAGCAGGAGCUAAAUCCUGUUGGCAAACACAUAUCUAACUGGUCAGACAAAGUCAAUGUCUGAGAAACAAAAUCUCAUUGACCACAGCUUUCUCAAGCUAGCUGAGGUUAAAUCUUUGUGAGUACUGUAACACUGUUAAGAAGGCACUAUGCCCCUCAAAUUGGUUAGUUUUUCCUAAAGCGUAUCCUUGUCUUUUUACUGAUGCCAUACUGAAAAGUGAAAGUGAACCAAGUAUUCCUGUAAUAACGGAUUACAGUCAGUGUUGUCUUAUCUCACCCUGUGCCUGGUACAGGGAUAUCCCCCACCACCCCUCUGCUUGGAAAGCAGGUUACACACCGUGACCAUCCGCAGUUCGCUCCCUUCGUCGUGCUUCCAGUGGGUGCACUGGGCUGAGCCAUGGGAAUUCUGUGAGCUCGUGGGUUACAGGUGGUGUGCGCUGUUAGAGCGGGAAUGGAAAAAUACUAGGGAAAAUGAUUUAGAUGUUUUUAGGAUCGGGGUAAUUCUCUUGGCCAAAGGGAAGACUCUGUAUUUUUGUUAAAUGGUUUUAGGUCUACUGUUGUUAUAGAUCAGGAUCAUCAUCUUCUUGGUACCCUGUCCCUCCCACAAGCAUACACAUACCUUCCUCUCUGGUGUGCUGUGAGCCCUGGCUUCUCAUCUUCCAUGUGUUGCCCUGGAGGACAACAGUUUGUAUCUCUGUCCUGUCACACAUGGAUUGCUACAGACCAUCCUGCUUGCUGCCUAUCCACAUUACUGCAGUAAUGUGGUCUUGUGAGGCUGCCAGUGAGGAAAUGGGGAGGAAAAGGGAGAGCAGCAGGAUGAAGCACUGCUGGCACGGCUUGUGCUUGUCAGUGCUCGUUGCUGAUAGACAUGAGUUCCUCUUACAGAUGUGUGCGUGGGGCAGAAUCCCCUGCUGUUGCUGCCUGGUUUUGGCUUGACAGCCCUGUUACAAGGCAGGUUUAAGUCAUCUCUUGGUCUGCUUUCAACAUAUUUCAUCCAUAGGCCAAACCUCUCAAGAUAAACUUUCUCUAUAGUUGAUCUGAAAUGUUAAGAACAAAGGUUGUCUAAACCCUGGUGCCUUCACGAUGACAUUUCUUGUUAUCUUCUUAAAUUAAGGCAGUGUCUAGAGCCAGGGCUUACGCUGUGAUCCCCGCACAGUCGUGAUGGAGCUGAUGUGUUCUGCAGAGGUCUCUCAGUCUGGAUUUUGGUUAGAGACACAGACAGCCCUGGCGGGGAUGGAGUGUAAGGGUGUAGUGAGUCAUUUAUAAGUGGUAUAAUAAGCUCACAGCACAUCAGCUGGCUAAUUGCUCUCGGGUGUUUCGCAGGUAUUAUGGCAAAGGUGGGCUUUGGGGGACAAUUUAAGGGCUUUAGUCACUAAUAUCAAAGUGUGUGUGUGUGGUAUUUUUGGAACAGCCUCUCAGGUAAACUCCCAAUAGCUUUUUCUCUGACUCUUCACCUUAUCUAACAUUUCUAAGGCUUUGAAGUGAUGCAAUUUAUAAUUGAAAUAGCGUUUGAUUAAAUUUAAUAGAAGAAAAACAUGUGCUAGGGCCUAAACCACUAAAAAUGGCAGUUUCAGGCUUAAGUGGAAGCUGGAGAGCAAAGAUUGUUGCUUUUUAUUUUAUUUUACUCUUCCAUGGCAUGAAUGGAGGGUUUAAACAGGAGCAUUUUGUCCUAGUUUUUGAGAAUAUGGAAAAAUCUAUAAAGUAGGAAGGAGUCUAAACCAUGGCAUAGAGAUUUAACUUGAGAUGAAGCAGUUGCUGCUUCAGCUAUAAGCCUAGAAUUGUACUUGAAGUGUAGUGUUGUUGCAGAUGCAGAUGCAUGCUUGCAGCUGUUGUUGCUUUGCAGCUAAGGUUCGCUUAUAACAUUCCUGACAGCCAGGCUUUUGUUCAGUUGCCUUACUCAUCUCAGAGUCUUCAUCAGCUCAGAUGCGAGAGGUGAAAAUCAGGAUCUGGAAGUCUCCAAGAGAUGAGGAUGAGGAGGAGUCGCAGCCAGUUGAUACAUUCAAGUUUCAUCCAGUGUUUGUACAGACACUUUUGCCUCAGUAGCUUAGUUUUAGUGUCAAAUAUUUCUCUUUUUGUCUAUGUUAAUUUAUUGAUUUUUUUAAAACUUUAAAUUACUUUUUUCCUUUAAGUUAAUUUAAUGUUGAUCUAGGUUUGUAUGUGAUUACAUGUUUUAAAUACUCGUAAUAUUUGAGUCUGUUGUUUUCAGCUAAAUUGCACAGGGUGAAUCUUGUUCACUGUGCCAACUGUGGAAGAGAUGAUCGUGAAAUACAUUACCUUGUUUGCUCAGCAGUCCAUUAACAUCCUUUGUCAUGUAGUUAAUACGAGGCACAGUAGGUCCUUUUCAUCACAGUCUGGGCUAUGAAUUGUUUUAGGCAGCAAACUUUCCAGUUGGAUCAUUUUCAUCCCUGUAUAUAUGAAACUAAUCCUUUCUUGGCUAUAUUUGUAUCCGAGUGUGCCUGGUGCUUUCGAAAUUGGUAUCAAGAGCAUUGCACAGAGAAAUGCCACACCGAGGAGAAUAUAGAAAUCAAAUCACAUCUUCAUAAAAAUUGUGUAUUGUGAUAUGAUUAAAUGAACUAAUUUUGAAGUUCUAUCUCAAAUUAGAUUUUUUUUAAUUAUUUCAUUAGGGUUAUCUGCCUCACUUUCCAAUUAAGCUGCUAGAAGGUGCAAUUUGCAAUUCAGUGGCAUGUGUUUAGUACCACGGGAAGGAUUUCUAUACGCACAACUUCUCAGAAGGUGAUCAUUUGCUUCAUCUUGAAUUUUUGGUUUUAAUAAAAAGUUUACUGGAACUUUAGGUUGUGGUUAUAUUAUUAUUUUCCAAAUGGAUUGGGAGAAAAUCUGUGAAAGACUAUUUUUUUUUUUCUAUAAUCUCCAAGUGACAGUAUUUUUUAACUCAACAGGUAUCUUUUGUGUGAAAGAAGUGUUUUGAUGUUAGGUUUGUUUUAUUAAAUGUUCCCAGCUUCUACAGUAUUUGUUAUGCUUUUAGGGAGGUUGUACUUGUUUUUAAGCUUCUUAUCACUCAGAAAUCUGUUUCUCCUAGUUGGAAUUCUGACAUGGCUCAGAGUACCAAGGGGCAGUCUUGAAUAUUUGUCACAGAUCUUUGACAAGAGGAAAGUGGUCCAAGGUACCAAGGCACAGAGAAUCACAACAGUGGCACGAGGUUGUGCAAAGAGUCUGUCUUAGAGCAAACCAGAAUGAGGAUUUCCAAAUCUCAGUCUCAUGCUGCAUCUUUAUGGCAUUGUUCUUUUCCUGCUCAUGCAAAGGUUUUACCUGUAAGAAGUCCUAAAUAUCUUCAGUUUCUGUUCUGGAAAAGACACUUCCAAGGCCUCUGUGUGAUGUGAGGUAGAAACAUUCAGUAUUUAAUCAGCAGAGUUUUUGACAUUCCUUCUGGUGUUACCAAGGAUAACAUGUACUGAACCUUCGUGAGUCAGGAAGUCUGAAACAUUUCAGUCUGAUCUUACUCUGCAUCAGGGUUUGAAGUUGACAGAACUUCUAAUUCAGGUCGGUGCUUUAUAAAACAUUUCUUCGGAACUAGUGUCUGAGGAGAGGAGGCUGCCUUUAUACGUAACAAACAAAAGGUCCAUUUAAAAUUCUUCCAAUUACUUGAUUCAUCUAAUACAGGUAAUUUUAAUAAGAGGAGGUGGAGGUCUUGGAGGGCUUUUCUUGUUGUUUCAACACAUUUUUGGUCCUGGGUACUUGAAGUGCCUGCUGUGAAACAUUUGCCUGACCUGGCUCUUAUUUUGUUGUUUAGUUUAGAUACCUUUUUCUUCCGUUUUAUGACUUUGCAGAAUACAAAGACACGUCCUUUCUGUGGUGUCAUUCAAGAUAAACUUGGAUUUUACCUCACUACAACACUCUGAAGUCGACAAAGCACAUGUUUGUAAGUGAUGUUCUUCUGAGAUCCAAGAGGUCUACAGGCCUCUAUGGUUUGUAUACUUAAAUGCAGGAAAAGUCACUUUCUUCCCUUCUGCAACUUAAAGAACGGACACUGCAAAUGCUUUGAGGCUUCCAGGAGGGGAGAGGCUGGGCCAUGAUGGUGGAGAAACACCUGAGCCAAGUCCGUUUGUUCUCCUGAUGAAGCUGCACUUCCUCCCUCCUGUCUCAAUUGGCCUCUUUAUUUCAGUCUGUUUUCUGCUCUUCUCUUUCUCUUCCUUUUGCUGAAGUCCAGAGCUCUAGAGAGCAUGGUUGACAUAGGGCUUUUUUUAUCUUUCAUAUUCUUUGUACUAUGAGUACUGUUGUUUGUAUGUGGCUGUGGUCUCAGGUCAGUGCGUUAGAUCUGUUAGUCACUUCAGGGCCUGUAAGACCUCGUAAUGGUGUGGGCUUGAAAUGCAUUUGGUGAGGUUCCGUUUGGAUUCCCUUUGGAUCUGAUGUGGCGAUCCAGCCCCUCCAUUUCCAUACAGGUAAAAUGGGAUAAUAUCAGUCUGUGUCAUGGUUGGCCAUCUGAGGUGUUCGAACAACAGGGAAAUAAUCUGAUGUGAUACAGUUUGUUCAGUCAGCUUAGCUUCUCACUUGGUUUUGUUUCUGUGACACACGUUCUCUAGACAGGUGAGGUGCUUUGUCUCCGCAGGCAGCUUUGCUGAUGGUUCUCCGCUCAAUAUUGACUUACGUCACCUUUCAGUUUUUAUUCCCAUUGCAGAGUUUAAACCAAGCCACAUGCAUUUAAUGGUGGUUGCAAAUGGAAGUGUUUGUGGAUUUCACCCACCUCGUAUUUGCAUCUCUUGAGCUUUAGCAGUUAAUGAAAACGUUAACCUAAGUUAAUGUUCCUGUAUCCUGAUCCAGGUUGUUUAUUUACAGCCUCUGGUGUACUUCAGCAAUCUGUCCUGACAGAACUGAUUCUCUAGCCAGUGAACACGUCGAUACUUAAAUGGAGAAACAGAAGAUGUUAAAGUCAUCUUCGGUUUGUGCUGAAGAGGUUGGGGGGGGGAGCUGAUGGAAGGAGGUGCAGACGCUGCUCCGGGGGGCAACCAGGAGGCCAGGUCGCUGUGGGAAUGUUGAGAACCAGCAGCUUUAUUUGCUAAGAAGUUUUUAGGAGUGCUGAGUUGGAUGCACAUUGCAUUAGGGUAUAGUUGGAAUUUUGGGCAGCUCCUGGGGUACAGCACGAGGGUACCUUUGGGCUGUCAGGAAGGCAAAAAGGAGUCCAAACUUCUUGUUCUGACUCCUUUCUUUUUAUGAAUUUGUCAGAUGAGGAUAGCAGUUUUGUAACUCAAAGCUUUGGCUUCUCUCUGGUGGUCACUACUGGAGUCGUUUAAUUAAGAAGUUAAAUAAAUUGAAGUAACUCCUUGUAAAGAUGAACUCAAAUCUUGCUGUGCAUAUGUGAGUCAUUCUUACAUGUUACACCAGUCACGUGAUACGAGCAAUCAGAUGCUUAAUAAACCAAGUCAUUGCUUUUAUGGUAAAUUGAAAAAAGUUCUUCUGGGAUUUCAACUGUAAAUGAAUCCUUGAAAAUCAAUAAUUAGAUUAGUAAAGGAUGACAUUUUAAUAUGCUGGCAGGAAUAUAGAGGGAUUUGUCAGGGGAAGCAAAACCAGACUUUGCACUAAAGUGGCUUAGGUAUAUCUAUAGUGCUAGUGAUUUUAUGUGUGUGUGUGUGUGUGUGUGAAAUCUUUGGACUAUUUUAAUAUAAUGUAAGGCUUUGAGCUUUAGCUAACUCGAGUUGCUCGUUUGAUGAAGUUACAUUAGUACCACACUGUGAAGUAUUUUUAAAUAUUAGCAUUACUGAGUAUUGAAAGUAUUUCAUAAAGACGUUUUUUAAAGAACAUUUUCUGUAGAUGCUGUCGAAUGAAUUGAUGUUUAGUGUACAAAGAAAUAAAACCCCUGAGGGCUGUAAGGUACCCGUGUGUUUCUGAUCACCUCGGUUUUGGAGGGGUUAGGUAUUUCUUGAGGUGAAAUUGUCAUUAAAACCUACUAAAAAUAAUGGUGCAGUUAAUCCUUUCAGAUGACAGGAAGCAGCAUUACGUCCAGCCACGCUUUUGAACUGUCUGAAAGGAUUUGCAAUCGCAUACGUUGUCUUCACAGACUUCUGUCUCCAGAAAUGCUGUACAGCACAGUGUUUUGCAAGUUCCUAUGCUGAUGAAUUUCUCUCCAUAUGUAACCUUUGAAAUCUACUUUCUAUUGUAAUUCUAGCAUGUAAACACUAGAUUCAAUUUUGUAUUCCUCUAAUGAAUGCAACAGGAUGGAAACGAGUUUGCAAUUGCUAAUGAUGAGCUUUUUUACUGUUCUUAAUACUCGUGGGUAUGUCUUUUCUUCAGGGAUUUCAGAAUUGUCUUAGUACCUUUUUUAAUUGUUUUGUUUUUUCCACAUGCUGUUUACAAUUAAACUGCAAGCAUGGGAGGCUGUGCGUGCAUGUGCUUUUAGGUUGCUGUGCUGAAUGAAACACAGUGGAGCAAUCUUAGUUUAAAGGAUGCUUGCUUUUCCUUGUGUCCUCACCCGUCUCCUUCUGCCCUCAUGGUAACUGGUACAGCAGAAGCCACUGGUGAGAUUAGUUCAGUGUGUUCUGUGGAGAUUUGACAUUUGUCAGAGGGUUGUUACGAGGAGUUUUGAGUCCAGCUCCUUACACGAGUAGUGUUACAACUGGUAGUUUAUUCCUGAGUGUUAGUGAGAAGGCAAAAAAAUAGACAAAAUCACAGGUAAGGAUGUGUUUGUGUGUGUUUGUAAGAACUUUGUGCACCUUUUAAUGCUGGAAAUCGUUUUGUAUUAAAAGAUGAGAAAGAAGUGUGAGCGUGAAACCCCUGCUAUAAAGAACUAGGGAAAAAAUCCACCAAAGCAGAUUAGAAAAACAAACAGGUGAAUUAGAGCCAAUCCAGCCCUUAAGACUCUCUAAUGCUGUGUUUAAUUCUGACACAGUGGGGAGUACCAGGGGCUCGGGCUGUGCUCCUCGAUGCUCCUCAUGUCUGCUGGGGUUUGCCCUGUUCUGUACUCUGCAGGGGAAGGGGGAGGUGGUGAAGGUGGGGUUUGGGAUGCAGGGCAGCUGAGGAAGACUUAUUGUGACUCUGGAAUUAUGUAUUUUGUGCCAACUCAGAAUUGCUGUUAAAAUACAGGGGAGAGGGAUUCUCUACCCCAUCAUUUUAAUAGACAUUUCUGUAGCUGAUUUUUUCAACUAAGACUAAUAAUAAGCAAAACUACAGUUGAGCCAAAAAUGACAAAUGUUACUGAUUUAAAAUAAUACUUGCAUAUUUUUCAAUAUUAAAUGGAACGAGAUAAAUCGGAAGCAUGUAAAUAUCUGAUUCUCAAUCUUUGCAUAAUUAUUUCCAAGAGGUAAUUUUGCUAUGAGCUGUUAAAACUCAAAGAAAUGUGUUAUUCCCUUUGAGAUGAUCUGUACCCCAGCUGUGUCAUACAUCUCUUGGCUUGUUUCCUUAUUGCUGUAGAUGUACAUACUUAUAUAUAUAUGUGUAUUGUGUGAUCGUACCAUUACUGCCAUGUUAAAUCACUUGCUUUAAAAUACAUAUACACAUAUAUAUGUAAAAUACAUAUAUAUGUUUUUAAAAUACAUAUACAGACAUAUAUACGUAAAAUAAACAUAGAUAUGUAUUUUAAGCCAAGCAAUUCGCCAUGGCAGUAGUGAUACAGUCACACAGUUUAGGGCUUUGUACAAUAUGUAAUUUUAAGGAUGUCAAUGUGGUUCUUAGCGAAUUUUAUAAACACUUUUCUGACUCUGUUAUCAGCACUUCCCAUCCUAAGAUAAACUGCACAUUCUUCAGUGAUUGUUCCACUGGUUCCAUUUUUUUGUCUGCCAUUUGUUCUGGAUUGAUGUAAUCUUGAUACUACUAAACUUUCAAGGGCUGUUGACGCAUUUCACAUAGCCUAGGAUUGCCUGUUCUCCAAAUGUAUGGAUCAUGCAUCAACAGUACUAAGUAGCCUUACUGUUUUGCCUAAAAGCCUAGCUAAUUUAUUUACUAUUCUCUCUUUAAAGAGAGGUCUCUGGAAGGGGUAGCAUAUUUUGGGAUGCUCCUUCUCUUUAAAGGGAAACUCAGAAUUUGAAUAGCAGUACUUGUUGAUCAGUGAUAUUAUUGUAGCCAAAGGAUGCAUGGGUGGUUUAAUAGGAAGUUUUUUGCUUCAAGUUUCUUGAUGAAAUGUAGUGUUCUCCAGAGCUGUGUGAAGAGUGUAGUUUUUUAUUCUGAAAUGCACUUGUACACUUUAUUUGAACGGUCUGAAUGGAUCAUAAAUACAUUUAAGAAAUAAAUGAUACGUCACAUGUUUUCA